Molecule: messenger RNA, 2500 nt
Organism: Populus euphratica (Euphrates poplar)
Lineage: Eukaryota; Viridiplantae; Streptophyta; Magnoliopsida; Malpighiales; Salicaceae
Product: heat shock 70 kDa protein 8-like
Exons: 2
Coding region: 509-2227 (572 amino acids)
Molecular function (GO): ATP binding; ATP-dependent protein folding chaperone
Source: RefSeq, a predicted model, not a curated record
ACAUGAGGGAGACACCUCACCACCUUUGCAUGCCCUCUCAUUUCAUCACCAGAGGGACAGGACUCCCGUCCUUCUGGUCUCUUCUAAAUUGUUCCUCCCUUACUUUUCUCCCCCUUUAUUUAUUAACUGCUUCCCUUUCCCUCUGUAGCCUCUACUACCAAUAUCAAUAGCAACAAACCAGCGUUUCUCUUUUUCCUUGUGACAUUCUUGCGCAUACAUUAUUUUUCUAUAUAGAAAAACUAGUCAGGGUGUCUGACUCACCUAUCUUUCAGAAGAGAGACGAAAAACACAGGAAUUCUUUGUGGAUGUUUUUGUUGGAUUUGAUAUCAUCUUGAUUUUGCACAGAAAAAUUAAGUCACGGUUAAAGUUACAAGUUCAAAGUUAAGGCAUUUUGCCUCGGCAUCCUUGUCGUGCACGCUCGCGGGGGCAUAGAUAUGCGUGUGUGCGCGGGAAUCUGUUUCAAGUUUUUAGACAAGCAACUUCCUUACUUCUUCGUCAAAAUACAGGAAUGGAAGAACCAAAAUACACUGUGGCAUCUGAUAGUGAAACCACUGGGGAGGAGAAAUCUUCACCGGCUUUUGCAGAAAUUGCAAUUGGAAUUGACAUUGGGACUUCGCAGUGCAGUAUUGCAGUCUGGAAUGGCUCCCAGGUAGAGCUCCUAAAGAACACCAGAAACCAAAAGUUGAUGCGAUCAUAUGUUACCUUCAAGGAAGAAGUCCCUUCAGGUGGAGUCAGCAAUCAGAUAUCCCAUGAAUAUGAAAUAUUAUCUGGAGUUGCAAUUUUCAACAUGAAACGACUGAUAGGCAGAGUGGAUACUGAUCCUGUAGUUCAUGCGAGCAAAAGGCUUCCAUUUUUGGUUCAGACUUUGGAUAUUGGUGUUCGCCCAUUUAUUGCAGCUUUAGUGAACAAUGCUUGGAGAUCCACCACGCCUGAAGAAGUCCUUGCAAUAUUUCUGGUUGAACUUCGAGCCAUGGCUGAACUUCAGUUGAAGAAGCCCAUAAGAAAUGUUGUUCUAACCAUUCCAGUGUCAUUUAGCAGGUUUCAAUUGACACGGAUUGAACGUGCUUGUGCCAUGGCUGGCCUCCACAUCCUCCGGUUGAUGCCUGAGCCGACGGCUGUGGCAUUGUUAUAUGCACAGCAACAGCAACAGACUGUGCAUGAGAAUAUGGGAAGCGGAAGUGAGAAGAAUGCCCUUAUAUUUAACAUGGGUGCUGGUUAUUGUGAUGUAGCUGUUACUGCCACUGCUGGAGGAGUUUCACAGAUUAAGGCUUUAGCAGGAGCUGCUAUUGGAGGUGAAGACAUGCUACAGAACAUGAUGCAGUAUCUCUUGCCAAACUCAGAGAGCCUUUUCCUGAACCACAAAAUCAACGAGAUCAAAUCGUUGGGGUUGCUUCGAGUAGCAACUGAAGAUGCAAUCCAUCAGCUCUCCUCGCAGAGCAGUGUUCAGGUGGAUGUUGACUUGGGAAAUGGAUCCAAAAUAUAUAAGGUGGUCACUAGGGAGGAAUUCGAGCAAGUGAACCUUGAGGUGUUUGAAAAGUGUGAGAGCCUCGUAAGACAGUGCUUGCGUGACUCAAAGGUAGACAUAGAGGAUUUGACUGAUGUUAUACUUGUAGGCGGAUGUUCAUAUAUCCCAAAGAUAAGAAACGUUGUCAAGGCUGUGUGCAAAAGAGAGGAACUUUACAAAGCAAUAAAUCCAUUGGAAGCUGCAGUCUGUGGGGCAGCACUAGAAGGAGCAGUUGCAUCAGGAAUCACCGACCCCUUUGGAAGUUUGGAUCUGUUAACAAUCCAAGCUACCCCCCUUGGCAUUGGAAUUAGAGCAGACGGGAACAGCUUUGUCCCAAUCAUACCUAGAAAUACCACAAUGCCAGCAAGGAAGGAGUUGUUAUUCACAACCACCCAUGAUAACCAAACCGAAGCUCUAAUCCUUGUCUAUGAAGGUGAGGGGACAAAGGUGGAAGAGAAUCAUCUUCUGGGCUAUUUCAAGAUCGUGGGAAUCCCAGCUGCACCCAAAGGAGUUCCAGAGAUAAAUGUGUGCAUGGACAUUGAUGCCUCAAAUACGCUCAGAGUUUUUGCAGGAGUGGUGAUUCCAGGAACUGAUCAGCCAAUGGCACCGUUUAUGGAAGUCAGGAUGCCUACAGUUGAUGAUGGGCAUGGCUGGUGUGCUGAAGCCCUGAACCGGUCAUAUGGGUCGACUCUUGAUCUGGUUACCGUGCAGAAGAAGAUGUGAAGGCGAGGGUGAUAUUCUAGAUUGCAUCAGUUUAGGAAGAUAAAAGAGUGUCGAAAUGAAAAGUUGUUUACGUUUUACAAGAAUGUGAGCUUGCUGUAACGAAUAAAAUAAUACAUGUAUAGAAUUUGACUUUGAUGUUAUUUAGUUUCACUUCAAUCUCUUAUAACCAUAAAUGAUUCAGGAACGUUAUAGAGAUAAAAUCUAGCUGCGACAUAUCGACUCAACGAGUUUGGAAGGGAGACAGAUUUGAAGUACAGUUAGAAGUUUCAGUUU